Messenger RNA from Metopolophium dirhodum (rose-grain aphid), 2885 nucleotides. RefSeq lists its product as uncharacterized. The record is from RefSeq and is a predicted model, not a curated record. Lineage: Eukaryota; Metazoa; Arthropoda; Insecta; Hemiptera; Aphididae. Bases 293 to 2224 code for a protein of 643 amino acids. The transcript is spliced from 4 exons.
CUAACCACGACGAAGAGAUGGAUGGAUCUUAUUGAUCCUUUCUUCUUGCCGGCCAAGAGUUCUCGAUCACUAAUCGUCUUGAAACCGUCGCGUCAACUGCUUGUUCGGCCUAAAUCGUUAGAACUUUUUGUAGUUUCCGAAAAGUUUUUAUUUUACUCUUUUUUUUUGUUAAUAGUGUUACAAUAGUGCUGUUGUUUUGUUUUCAUAAUACAACAAGUUGCUGUCGAAUUACGUGUUUGUGAGACCAGUCUCCUAGUUUUGAGAUCAUUCAAUAAAACCGCACGGACGAAAAAUGAUCCUUAGACUGUCACUGAUGUUUUGCUUUUUGGCGUACAGCAUGACGGAAGAAGUGGACGUCGUCGAAGCCGUUUCCGGGACAUCGCAAUCAAUUGACGAUCUGCUGCAACAGUCAGACCAACAGCAACUGCAGCUGCAGCACGGGCCACUGCAGUCGCCGGCGCAGAAGCGCGAUGAUGCGAUGGAGGCACACAACCCCGACCAGCUGGCCAUGGAGACCGGUGACGACGUGGACGAUCAGGACGCGUCCGGCUCCAUAGCCAAACACAACUACCUGAAACCGCAGUCGGCACCGAUUCGCGGCCACCCACCACUGAAUCGCGGGCCGCCACCCCCUCAGCAGCAGUCUCAACCACCACCAUCUCAACAACAGUCCGGCAAGUAUCACCAUCACGUGGGUUACCAUGGACCACCGCCGCCUCCACCAUCCAUACAGCAACAGCAACAGCAACAGCAACAGCAAUUAGUUGCCCAACAGUCCGAGGCCAUGGACAAGGUGUACUCGGCCGGUCCGGUAGGCAACGCGCUCGGCGAUCCGUGGCCGAGCAGCGCGUCCGCUGACAUGCCCAAGAUCGUGUCAUUGGACGUCAAGUGCGAGAAAAACUCCAUGAAGGUGUUUCUGAGCUUCGACAAACCGUUCUACGGGAUAGUGUUCAGCAAGGGCCAUUACAGCAACGGCAACUGCGUACACUUGCCGGCAGGCCUAGGCCGGACGUCCGUAAACUUUGAGAUUGGCGUGCACGCGUGUGGAACUUCCGGUAACACCGAGAACGGUCUAUAUGGGUAUGGGGCCGACUCCGGAUCCGGCACUUACUUCGAGAACAUCGUCGUCAUUCAGUACGACCCACAGGUGCAGGAGGUCUGGGAUCAAGCCAGGAAGCUCCGGUGCACGUGGCACGACCAGUACGAGAAGUCCGUCACCUUCAGGCCGUUCCCGGUCGACAUGCUGGACGUGGUCAGAGCUGACUUCGCCGGUGACAACGUCGGAUGUUGGAUGCAGAUACAAGUCGGCAAGGGACCGUGGGCUUCCGAAGUCUCUGGGCUGGUGAAGAUUGGACAGACCAUGACCAUGGUGCUGGCCAUCAAGGACGACGACUCCAAGUUCGACAUGCUCGUGCGUAAUUGCAUGGCUCACGAUGGAAAACGGGCACCCAUCCAGCUGGUGGACCAGAAGGGUUGCGUGACCCGCGGCAAACUCAUGUCCCGAUUCACAAAGAUCAAGAACUUCGGCGCAAGCGCGUCCGUGCUUUCAUAUGCGCACUUCCAGGCAUUCAAGUUCCCGGACUCGAUGGAAGUUCACUUCCAGUGUACCAUACAGAUAUGUCGGUACCAGUGCCCGGACCAGUGUUCGGACUCCAACGCCAUACUCAGCGCACAGCAUGGUAACUUGCUAUCUGCCCACCAUCCGGCGGUGCAGGGUCCCGCUGAGUACGGUCCGCCACCCGCGCCCCUGGACGUAUAUGCACGCAUCGGUUCGGCCCAUCCCAGAGAUGAGAGACGCGUCCGCCCAAGACUUCACCGUCGGUCGGCCGCCACCAGCACUACCUCCAGCACCAGCACUGCUUCAUCCGAUGAACAGGAAGACGUGGGCGUCAACCGUGUCAUUAAGGUGGUGUCCACAGGUGACCUAACGUUCGCGCUCGAUGACUCGACAAACGGCUCGGCCACCAACACCAUGGUUUUCCCCACCAGGACCGUUGAACCAGGUUCGUCAAUGAUCUGCAUGACCACGGUCGGUUUCUCCGCCACAUUGGUUGUCCUGCUCGGCAUCGUGCUGGUUUCAUGUCUUGUGUCCGCGUACCUGUGUCUGCGCAUCAGGUCCAUGCCACAGCGCCGGAAAAACGCGCAGGUGGCGUGCACCAAUCCCAAACUUCAACCGCAGACGGCGCACAAGUCGGCUGUUAUGCAUCAGGCAUAUACGUCGUGAUCGUCGACGACGUUUCCGGCUUACUCCCGCAGUCAAGUGGGUGGCCGGCGGGCGAAAAUCGAAUCGCAAAUAAAAAAACCAAAAUCACAAAAAAAAGCCACGACCGUCGCACAAACGAAACGCCAUAAUUAUAAUUAUAUAGGUAAUACUUAGUAGACGUAGAUAUAUAGUAAGCCAAAGCUACCCCCAAAUAACAUUAGGUAGGUAUAUAUAAACUUUUUUUGUCGGACAAAACGGACGGUAACAACUUGUUAAUAACGGUUAAACAUCCCCCAGAAAAAACAUCUUUCGUGAACCGCUCCGCGCCUCAAUCCCUUCAUCGUUUUAUGACGAUCGUCGUCUCUCGUUUCGAUUUUUCCUGCUUCCUGUCUGACGCUAUUCAUCGGCGUUAUUGUGGUCGUAUCACAUCGUAGGAUUUAAUAUACUUACCGUAAUAUCGUAUAAUAUAAUAUAUAAUAAUCGGUAGGUACCUACGCGCAUUAGUUUUUUUUUCGUUAUCCUUUCCAUUCCAUUCUUCGUCCAAUAUCGUAAUUCACACCCGGGGGAACGUAUCGACUUACGAGUCACCACGUCAUGUCGUCGUUCGUUUUCGCUGUCUCGUUCCAUCAUCAUAGUACUAUUACGACUUAUCAUUCACGCUGACCCGUCGACGCUAUAACAC